This is a messenger RNA of Prunus armeniaca (apricot), 876 nucleotides long. NCBI's taxonomy places the organism in Eukaryota, Viridiplantae, Streptophyta, Magnoliopsida, Rosales, Rosaceae. The record is from the annotation of a GenBank genome assembly.
AUGCUAAGGCCACAGGUGGUCAAUCGUGAUGCUUUUAUCAAGAAUUUCUCCAGCCUAUGGAAAGGUAAGGAGGAUGUCUCGAUUAAGGAAAUGGCACAUAAUUGGUUUUGGGUUCCGUCUGUAUGUGAUCAUGAUCGCCGCCGAGUUCUUGAUGUGGAACCAUAUGCCUAUCGGAGAUCCCUCGUCCUGCUGGUGGAGACCCCAAAUAAUGGCCCUAUCCACACGAUGCCAUUACAUUAUGGGAUCUUUUGGGUUCGUUUUGAUGUUGACUUUCCUUUAAUAAGUCUAACAUCGAUUACUUUUCCCGAAACUGGAGAGAGAUUGAUAGAGUUCAAGUACAAAUACCUUCCGGAGUAUUGUUUUGCUUGUGGUAAACUUGGUCACUCACUAGUUUCGCUGAUCAUUGUCAGUGUCGAGCAAGGUGGUGUGGCAAGCGUCGGUUGUGUAUUGAUGGUUCUACUGGACAGGCGGAGGAGACCAGCCUUGAGGGGUCUCCCAAGUCUCAAUAUGAGAGGAUUAGUCACGAGAUUGGGUAGUGUGGUGGGGUUGUGUGUUCACCUUUUGAUGGUUUAUUUAGUGGUUUUUGUAUGCUUUGGAAACAAGGUUUUAAGUGUUCAGUUGAUUUCCUCUUCUAUCGGGCACAUUGAUGCGUGGAUCACUUUUCCUACCUCUCAGGUUACUAGAGUGACUCGUUUCUACAAUUAUCUUGACCCCGUUUCGUCGAUUGAUGAGAAGAAUGGUAGCAGACCCGUUCUGAAUCACAAAUUGAGGAUUUCAAAUAUACUCAAGACUCCCAGGUUGGUUGAACCCUUAGGGGGCGACACCGUUUUCACUUUGAAGAGCUCUGGUCUAAGGAUGAGGAAUGUGGUGUGGUAA